ACUCUUCCUGUUUUUCCCGAAACUGCGAAACAAUUGUUUUGAUUUUGACUAGAUUCUCUAAUCCAGAAGAACUCGGUACCAGUGAGACAGCAGAUUGCAGGUAUCGCACCAAGCUUCAAAAGAUGGUUACAACAGGAUUUGAUUUACUUCAGUCCUUUGACCCCAGAAUUCAGCCAUAUCUUGAAUGCUUGCUUCAGGACAACAGCAAAAUAACGCUCACUGGAGAUUUCCUGGAAAUAACCAACCCGUUUUCUGGGGUUCUGACGUCAGUCAGAAAAAAUGAGACAAAAUAUGACAGGUUCAAGCUCCGGAUCCCAUAUGCUAAUCAGGUUCUGACAUGGGAAAUAAUAUUUGAUGUAACAAAUGUGAAAGAGCCACCUGACAUCAUAUUUGAUGCUGAUGAUGACAAUUUUCAUCCCCCAAUGGAGCGUAUAAAUAGCCUUGUGUGCUGGGACUGGAGAAACAAGGAAAGUCUUGCUGCUCUUAUAUCAGAACUGUUGGAACUGUACAAGGAAUACCAGCUUGAAAGAGUGGGCCAAAACAAAACACUUCAGAGGCAUUUUACUUCUCUGAUGUCACAAAAUGUAGAGGCAAUGCAGAUAAUUGUCAACAGAGCAGAGAGGGGUCUAGGCACUGUAAAUGUGGUAGCCAAACUCGAUGUUGACUUCUCAGAACUACCUCCUUAUCUCAUUCAGGAAAACCCAGGUGUGGAUAUGGCUGCCCUGCAUGUAUGUUUCCCAUACCCUGAGAGCACCAAUAUUCAGUCACAGCUGUAUCUUUCACCUGCCGUUGAAAAUGCUUUUGGAGGAUCUGGUAGUCUCCGCAUACCUGUGUUUCAACCAGGAAUUCUUCUAGGGGAAUACUUUCUCAAUAUGAAACAGCUUUUGAAGAAACAGAUUAAAGUCAUCUCAGAGGGCUUGGAAAAGAGGAAAGACUACAUUGCAGCUUUCCUUGCUCAUUUCGGAAGGUCAGUGUUGGAAUAUGAUGCACAGCACUUUUCAAAGAUUGUUUUGUUACUAGAAUGGAAUGAUUUUUUCUUUACUUUCACGGCUGAACUGCCUCUGUACUUUCCGGUGGAGCAUCCUACCUUUAUCCUGAAGUCUGUGUACCACUAUCAAAACCGUCAACCGUACUUUGAACGAUACACUGAUUUCCCAUACAGUCCACGCUGGAGUGGCAUGGAAAUGGCAAGAAGAGCCAGUGCCUUCAUCUUGGAUCAGAUCAGGAGUUUCCAAAGAGCAUCUGUAAACAACUCAGACAAAUGAAAGCUUUAGAAUGGAAGAAAGACUAUUGUGAUUCUAUCACUGCAUCAUUAUGAAACAAGAAUUCUCUCAACAAAGGGAAAUGGCUGUACAAGGUGUCCAGCAAGGUCGUUAAGUCAUUAAAAAAUCAUAAAUUCUCCGCCUUGGUCGUAAAGGUUGUAAAUGGUAGUAAAUUUGCCGUGAAGGUAGUAAACAUUUGGUAAACAGUCAUAAAUUAAUCUGCGUACAGAGUGAUGAAGCCAGCAGGACUUUUCAGUGAACGGAGUCAUAGCCGCGGUACUCAGCCAUUACCAAGUCCCAUCUUUUGUCAAGAUUAUAGUAUCAAAAUCACGGGACUCGAAUAUUUGAAAACCAAAUCCGAUAAGGUCAGUAAGUUUAUUUUUGCCGGUCGCGAUUGUGAUAAUAGAUUCGUUCAGCUUUUCCCCGUCUGAGAGUACAUUUCACGCGAACAGGCGGCUAUGACGGCUGGCGGAAGUGUGUGUCAAACCGAAGCUCGAUAGGGAAAAUCAAGAUUUACUUUCGCUUUUGAUACCACCCUGACAUUUGUCGGCGAUAGACUGAUAACGCAACAUUUGUGACAUGCAGGUUGUGCAGUAUAAACAUUGAACAUGCCGCCGUGCAAAUAAAACUUAAUAAAUACUCGGACUUGUCAUUGUGGGGGAAAAAAGAAAA
This is a messenger RNA of Aplysia californica (California sea hare), 1934 nucleotides long. RefSeq names its product BRISC and BRCA1-A complex member 2. NCBI's taxonomy places the organism in Eukaryota, Metazoa, Mollusca, Gastropoda, Aplysiida, Aplysiidae. The coding region runs from base 123 to 1265 and encodes 380 amino acids. Gene Ontology annotation, biological process: double-strand break repair. The transcript is spliced from 12 exons. Gene Ontology annotation, cellular component: BRCA1-A complex; BRISC complex. The record is from RefSeq and is a predicted model, not a curated record.